Protobothrops mucrosquamatus (brown spotted pit viper) is the source of this 7290-nucleotide messenger RNA. RefSeq names its product APC regulator of WNT signaling pathway 2 (gene APC2). The coding region runs from base 1 to 7290 and encodes 2429 amino acids. Gene Ontology annotation, biological process: pattern specification process; negative regulation of microtubule depolymerization; regulation of cell differentiation. The transcript is spliced from 15 exons. Gene Ontology annotation, molecular function: beta-catenin binding; gamma-catenin binding; microtubule binding. Gene Ontology annotation, cellular component: catenin complex; beta-catenin destruction complex; cytoplasmic microtubule. Lineage: Eukaryota; Metazoa; Chordata; Lepidosauria; Squamata; Viperidae. The record is from RefSeq and is a predicted model, not a curated record.
AUGGAAGAGCUGAAGAUGUCUGGAUCCAUUGCGUCCUACGAUCAAUUGGUGAAGCAGGUGGAGGCGCUGAAGAAAGAGAACACACACCUCCGUCAGGAGUUGGAAGACAACUCCAACCAUCUCUCCAAGCUAGAAAAUGAGACUUCCGAUAUGAAGAUGGACAUCUCCAGUUUGUACAACCUGAAAUUCCACCCUCCGGCCCUGCUUCCCGAGCCAGUCUGCCAGGAUCACAGUCCGGAGCAGAGCCUGUCCCAUCCAGCCCCUCUCCAAAGGAAGGACAGCAUGGGGGAUCUGGGUCGGGCCACCAUCCGUCUCUUGGAGGAGCUGGACAGGGAGAGAUGUUUUCUGUUGAGUGAGAUUGAGAAGGAGGAAAAGGAGAAACUCUGGUAUUACACUCAACUGCAAAGUCUCUCUAAGCGGCUGGAUGACCUGCCCCACGUGGAGACGUUCUCGAUGCAGAUGGACCUGAUCCGUCAGCAGCUAGAAUUUGAAGCCCAGCACAUCCGGACACUCAUGGAGGAGCGCUUCGGAACGACCGAUGAAAUGGUACAAAGAGCUCAGGUAAGCAGGAGGAGCAGGAGUGCCAUAGUCUCUGAAAAUCAUGCAAGAACAGGACAUGCUUUUGAAAAUAGUUCUUCUUGGGUGUUGCCCUCUGGAAAACUGCCAUGCACAGAAGGGGAUGGAAGGCUCGACAUCACAACACACUCAGAGGAAGGGAAGGGUCAGCUGGGCAGCAGUAAGGUGGAAGUGGUCUUCUGGCUGCUUUCCAUGUUGGCCACCCGGGACAAGGAAGACAUGUCGCGCACACUGCUGGCCAUGUCCAGUUCCCAGGAAAGCUGCCUGGCCAUGCGCAAGUCGGGAUGCCUCCCUCUCCUCAUCCAGAUUCUCCACGACUCAGAUCGCGAACCCAGCGCGCCUGACAGCCCUGGAGUCGCAGGGAAGGAUUGUCGCAUGCGGGCCAACGCUGCCCUCCACAACAUCAUCUUCUCUCAGCCCGAUGAAGGACAGGCCAAGAAGGAGAUGCGGGUGCUACACGUGCUGGAACAGAUCCGCUCCUACUCGGAGACCUGCUGGGAUUGGCUAAGGAUACACAAGGAAGGGGCCAAGAUCCCCGAGGGGGGAGCAGCUCCUGUUCCGAUUGAGCCCCAGAUCUGUCAAGCUACCUGCGCCAUCAUGAAGCUCUCGUUUGAUGAAGAAUAUCGCCGUGCCAUGAAUGAGCUGGGUGGACUCCAGGCCAUCGCUGAGCUGCUGCAAGUGGACUACGAGAUGCACAACAUGACCAAUGACCCCCUCAAUCUGGCACUCAGGCGCUACACAGGCAUGGCCUUGACCAACCUCACCUUCGGGGAUGUGGUCAACAAGGCAACGCUAUGUUCACGGCAAAGGUGUAUGCAAGCUAUCGUGGACCAAUUAGCAUCUGACAGUGAGGAACUGCACCAGGUGGUAUCCAGCAUCCUGCGCAACCUCUCGUGGCGAGCCGAUAUGAACAGCAAGAAAGUCUUACGAGAAGUGGGCAGCGUCUCAGCACUGAUGCAGUGCGCCUUACGGGCCAUCAAGGAAUCCACCCUGAAGAGCGUCCUGAGUGCCUUGUGGAACCUCUCAGCUCACAGCACUGAGAAUAAAACCGCCAUCUGCAUGGUGGACGGAGCACUUGGCUUCCUAGUGAGCACACUCACCUACAAGUGCCAGAGUAACUCGCUUGCCAUCAUUGAAAGUGGAGGUGGGAUCCUAAGGAAUGUCUCCAGCCUGAUUGCCACCAGAGAAGAUUACCGGCAAAUUCUGAGGGAUCACAACUGCCUUCAAACUCUCCUCCAGCACCUCAAAUCACACAGUCUGACCAUCGUCAGCAAUGCAUGUGGCACUCUGUGGAACCUCUCUGCCCGUAGCCCCAAAGACCAAGAGCUACUAUGGGACCUGGGGGCGGUCAGCAUGCUCCGAAAUCUCGUCCACUCUAAGCACAAGAUGAUCGCCAUGGGCAGCACCGCAGCCCUCCGGAACCUCCUUGCCAAUCGGCCACUCAAGUAUAAAGAUGCCAUGGUCAUCUCACCAGGUUCCUGUAUGCCCUCCCUGUAUAUGCGGAAACAGAAGGCCCUGGAGGCUGAACUGGAUGCCCAGCACUUGGCUGAAACUUUUGACACCAUGGAGAAGCAGACAAUGAAGAAGCAGAGCGUCACCAAGAAACCAAUGCGUCACAUGGAUAGCUUGGCCAAAGACUACGCUUCUGAUUCAGGUUGUUUUGAUGACGAUGAAGUGCCCAACGUCUCCAGCAGUACGGAGACAGGAAAUGCGUCAGUUCUCUCCAUGUUCCUAAAUUCAUCCUUCCUCCAAAGUCAAACUUUGCCAAGAACGAUUUCCCAAAGAAGAGGCCCAGAACCGGAGAAAGAUGAAAGUGGGAAGUCCACAGAGGCCAAGAAGGUCUCCCCGCUGCUCAUACCCCAGAACAAUAACGCCUCUGUAGUGGCUGAGAAAUUGGCCAAGAUCACUACGACUGUGGCCAAGAUAGAUAAGUUGGUGGAAGAUAUAACCACUCUCCAUACCUCCUCUGAUGACAGCUUCAGCCUCAGCUCUGAAGACCACUGCCUUGACUGGCAUUAUGGUCUGGAUGAAGUCCAUGAGGCCCGUGCCCAGUCUUGCUCUCCAUGCCGCCUCUCGGACACCAGUGGGAUUAUCAAGCGUGAAGGUCUGAACCGGGCUCACACCCUCUUGAGACUGAAAAAUGCGUAUACGAGCUUGUCCAAUGACAGCCUCAACAGCGGAAGUACCAGUGAUGGCUACUGCCCUAAGGAACACAUGAGACCAUGUACUAGAACAACCUUCUUGGACUUUAAAGAUGAGCUACACCGGUAUCAGAAACGGCCCAGCCGUCUUGAUUUGAAGAACAUCUUGAUGAAUAGGCCAGAAAAGAUGGAACUGCCUGAGAAGAAACAGCAAGAAUCCAGCGUGGUAAUUGAGAAACCAGAACUUCUUGAGAAAGCAAAAGUAACAAGGCUUCCACCCAAUCCUGAUGUUGCUGAGAAAGAAUCUGAAUGUAAGAAGAAAGAGGGAGGGAGAGAGCUAAAUCCUGAUCCCCAAGUCCAUACAAUCAAACUCUCCCCAUCCUAUCAACAUGUGCCCCUCAUAGACAACAAUGCCAUAGCAUCUGGGACUAUGGGAGUCUUGGGAACCAGUUCUUUCUAUCCCAGCUUAUCCAUGAAAACCACAGAUAAUCUUAACAAGGUUCCAGAGAAACUGACUGCAGCAAAACCAGUGAAACAAGAACAGCUGCAGAAAUACUCGGUGGAAGACACGCCAAUCUCCUUCUCCCGAUGCGGUUCCCUGUCUUCUAUUUCCUCUGCUGACAAUGUCCUAGAUGGACAGAGCCAUAGUGAGAACGAGAUGGACACGGACUCCUCUCUAGAGAUCAUUGAGGUAGAAGAAGUGGAAGAAGCUCAAAAGGACAAUCGAGAAGAGAAGGCAAAGCAAGGUGUGGAAACCCUUACCUCAUCUUCACAACCCAUUGCUAUCCCCUUCCCUAAGAAAGAGAAAAUGUUCCUAAGAGGAGUGUCACCUUCUCGCCAUGAGGACUUGACCCCUUCCAGCUCAUCUGAAAAUUACAUCCAGGAGACCCCUUUGGUGAUGAGUCGCUGCAGUUCAGUCAGUUCGCUGGGCAGUUUUGAGAGCCCGUCCAUUGCGAGCUCUAUCCAAAGUGAACCCUGCAGCGAGAUGAUUAGUGGUACAGUCAGUCCUAGUGAGCUACCGGAUAGUCCUGGGCAAACCAUGCCUCCAAGCCGCAGCAAAACACCUCUGUUUGAACUAAGCCAGCCAGAGAAGGAGGCCAGCCAGUUCAACAUCCAGUGGGAGAACAAUGUCAAGAAAUUUAUGGACAUCACGGAUUUUAAGGAGCGUUUCCAGAUGCCCCAAGACCUUGACUCCAUGGUCUACUUCACAGUGGAGAAACCCAAUGAGAACUUUUCAUGUGCCUCCAGCUUGAGCGCAUUGCCCCUCCACGAGCAUUAUGUCCAGAAGGAUGUUGAGUUGAAACUUAUCCCGCCAUUCCCGGAAAGGAGUGGGUUGAACUUCAUGACGCAUGAGAAGAGAGAUGAUGAAAGGGUCAUUGAGGGCCAAAGGAAACUGGAGCGCCUUGAGUUGACUUCCGAUGAGGAUAUUGAAAUUCUGAGGGAGUGCAUCAAUUCGGCUAUGCCAUCCCGUUUCCGGAAGAUCAGGACAUCUCUUGUCUCGGGCCUUCCAGGCCAAGUCCUAAACCCUCAGUCAAAGAAGUCAAUGCAGGUUCCACUCUAUAUGUUGGUUCCUGCCAAUUCCCACUUGGGUAUCCCCAAGCACAGAUGGGCCACAGUCACCAGACCCAACAAGGACUACCUGGGCAAUGAGGAUUCCUUCACUGACUCAGCAGAAGGAACCCCCGUCAACUUCUCCAGUGCUGCUUCUUUGAGUGAUGAGACCCUUCAAUACCCUAUGAAAGAUGAGGGAGAUUCCCGGCAUUGCUCUGGGAAAAAAAAGGAACUUGAACAAAGCAGCUGCCGGAUUGGAAGAAUCACCUCCAGCCAUUCAACACCAACCAAAAUGGCCUCCUCCUCUAAGCACAAAACUGGAUCAAAUCACACCAGCCCGCUCCGUGCAACCCGGGCCCAAUCAGCUGAGUCCAGGAGAGGAAACAUUCCCCUCAGAAACCUAGAAUUGACUGCCUUGAGGCAAGGUAGCUCAAGGGCAAGUUCUGAGGGCAACCGUUCCAAGAAGAAGGAGGAAUCUCGGGAGAACAGCAGCCAUGACAGUGAUGGAGCCUUCCCAUCCUUCUGCCACACCACGCCAACCGAAGAGGCUGUCUACUGCUUCUAUGAGAAUGACUCUGAUGACUUAGUGGAGUUAGACAUGAAGAAUUCACCCAAGAGAAAGCCCAACCUGGCCAGCAAAGGUCAAAAGAAAGAAUGCUGGGCUAAGAAAGAACUUGAGAUAAGUUCCAGUCAGCAGCUUCAUGCUAAAAACAAAAUGGUGUCCCAUCUCCGGAGCAACCUAAUUGCAGAUGAGACUCCACCGUGUUACUCUCUCAGUUCCUCCCUAAGUUCCCUGAGCGAUCUCGAACUCUAUGGGACUGGAGAAAAGAUGCAGAUGUCCAAGAUCAGAGCUAACCGCCAACUGACCUUGAACCGUCGGCAUGGGAUGAAAGCAGCCGUGUCCAAAGGGAGGGACAGCUCUGCCAGUUCCCUCAGUUACAAUUCAGACAAUGAUCUCCUGCAGAAGGGCAUCGGUUUGAGCGGGCCCAAGAGGAGGCGCCAUUCAGCCAAAAGGAGGAAUGCUGAGAAGGAGCAGAAGGGUCUCAAGGCCAAGGAAUGGAGGCCCGAGGGGUUUCCUGAUGAAAUAGCUUCUGAAAGAGGCUCAGAUCUGGACAGCAUUGAGUGGAAAGCCAUCCAGGAAGGGGCAAACUCCAUUGUUACUUGGCUGCACCAAGCUGCUUCUUCCUUUGGCAAGGAGACGUCCUCAGAAUCUGACUCCAUUUUGUCUUUUAUGUCUGGCCUUUCGGCAACCUCUGCUUUACAGCUGAGUUUGGACAGAAGAGAAAAGACCUGGGGCAGGAAAGGUCCCACCGGUGGUGCGGAGAAGAAAAACCUCCCCAAAUCUUUCCAAGAUGGCAAGAAUCUGAAUGAAACAAGAGGUGCUGGCGGCAGGAAUAAAAUGGAGAAAAACGUAGGACAGCAGAAACCAUUGAGCAACCCACCCCUAGUUUUCCGAGGCAGGACGGUGAUCUACAUGCCUGAGGCGGCCAAGGAAUCCCCAGUGCAGAGCUCCAGAUCCACCCCAAGGAAAACAGUAGGGGCCACUAAGCAGGAAAUUCCUGAGAAAACUCUGAAUCUCAACCAACCGAGAUCAAGGAGUCUCCACCGGCCUGGGAAGAUCUCAGAAAUGAUGGAAUUGAUGUUGCCCAAAAGAAGCGCAACCCCACCUGCCAGGAUGAACAGAGCACCGUCAUCCGGAUCCUCCAGGACAUCCACGCCAUCCCAACCCAACCAGAAGAAGCUCACAUCACCAUCGCAGCAACCCAACAGACAGACACCAUCUGCAAAGACCAGUGGAAGCACCACACCUGUUGGUCCAGCCCCCAAACCAGUCCAGAAAUCCCCUGUGUCUAAGCAACACAAGACCCAGAAAUCACCUGUCCGCAUCCCUUUUAUGCAGAAGCCCGUUAAGAAGACUCUUCCGGUGAGGAACACCAUGCCUACAUUGGAGGAACGAGGAGGAAACAGCAGCAGUGAACUAAGGCCUAAGGUCAACGGGAAAGGCAUUCUCCAGGCCAACCGCCUUAAUUUGAUGCGCAUGUCCUCAGCGAGAUCCAUCAGCAGCGAAUCCCACCAGUCGGGCUUCCUACGGCAGCUGACAUUCAUCAAGGAGUCGCCCAGUCUUCGCAUGAGGCAACGUUCUGAGGUCUCCUCUUCCCAGCCUUUGUCCUCACUCUCUCAGGGUGCCUCACCACGAAGAGGCCGGCUUGGCCUGCCUACCGUUUUCCUCUGCUCGUCCAGAUGUGAUGAUCUCAAAGUGGACAAGCCCGCUGGGUCAAGCCAACGUCCUGUCAUCUCCAGGGUGCCUCUUCCCAGCCAGAGUCCCCCUGCAGGGGGCCCGCCAAGGCCGCCACGCAGGACAAACUCAGAAAGCCCUUCCCGGUUUCCCAUCAAAAACAACAACGUUCCUCCAGAGCCUUUCAAGCGUUACUCCUCGUCUCCUCAAAUCAACAUCGUCAAGAGGACCGCCAGCCCCACUUCUACCCCAUCGGACGGCCCUGAGCCAUUAAGUGGGAGAAAGAAGAAUGAGGAGCCGCCGCAGCCGCAGCCACCGCAGGAGCAGGCGAUGGUGAAAGGGACCUGGAAGAGGAUCCGUGAUGAGGAUAUACCCCAUAUUCUGAAAAGCACCCUACCGUCUACAGCGUUGCCCCUGGUUAGCGCUUGGAAGGAAGAAGAGAGCGAUCAGACGCCUGGAGUUCUCCACCCGAAGACGAGUGACGCGGUUGUGCAGACAGAAGAGUUCCCCACCACCAAGACUAAUUCCAGCACUUCCCCUACUCUGGAGGUGCAGAAAGUCAUCCAGAUCCCACCUGAUGGAGAUGGCUUCGCUCUAGCGAAGGCCACCACCCCCGCGUCCAUCUCCUUUACUCACGAAGGGUCAGUCAGCUCUCUUGGGAGUUUCCCUUCCAGCAGGCACAGCUCCCCAAGCCGGGCUGCUCGGGUGACCCCGUUUAAUUACACCCCCAGCCCAAUGGUGGAGCCCACAGUCAACGAGAAGCAGGUGGAGAAAACGCAAGUUUGA